AUGGCUCGAUUGAACGAUCUACCGACAACUUUGGACUCCGUCGAGUCCUUAAAACGGCGAUUUAUCAGACAAAACCGUGAGAUUGCCCGAGCAAAUUCAGUACAGUCCAUUCGCAUAAGAACCCUUGAGGCGGAGGUAUCGCAUCUCCUAGCCGAAAAUAUCACACUGCGAGAAGGGAUUAUCUCCGCAAAUAACGAGCUUGAACAAUAUCGGUCAGGGACGCACUUUGAAAAGCGCAUAAAUUCUCUGCGAGAAAGAUUUGAAUCCGGCUUAGGGGAAUUGUCGGCUCUCGUUAAGAAUCUCAACAAGUUACCAUCCCAGUUUUGUGAAAAUAGUGCACCUGCUUUGAAGGGGGACCCACCGGAAAAGGAAGAGGAAACAAAACGAAUUACGCCUAGAAACCGCUUGCGACUAUCUGAAGACAACGCCCUGUUAGACGAUGGCAGCUAUAUGCCCGCAAUUCCCGAAGAUAGAGCAUAUGCUCCAGAAGUCAACGAAGAGGCAGAGGAAGAAGAGGAAAGGCCGCAGAGAGACGAUGUCGUUGAAGAAUUUCGACCUAUAGAUAACGUUGAGGUACCGGAAACGGGGUCCGAAGUUGAUGCCCGUACAAGGGACCAGGAGGAGCCGCAUCUGCCAUGCGCUACAAACGAGAACUCAGUAGCAGAUGUCUUACGGAAAGUCCGACCAAUAAAUACCCGGCCAAAACGAAGAGAUAGUUCUCUGGUUCAGACUUUGAUAUCAAAGAAAGAUGUUGAUACCGACAGUGAUGUAGCAGUUCUUACGGUUGCUGGUUCUAAACGGAAACUUGAGGCCCAGGACUUUGAAAACCUUCCACAGGCUAAGCAACAAAAAGAUGAAUUCCAAUACACCUUGACGAAGAAGGCCCCAAACAAACUACCCGACGACAUUGGAACCGGUGCUGAAAACGAACCGGGGGUCAUGUCUGUGAGCAAGGAGGGUAUCAGGAGUUGCACGGGACCGGCAAAGUCUCGAAAGGCUCUUGAACCUAAAAACGUGAAUUUAAAUCCAAAGUCAACAAUGAAAAAGGUGGCUCAUGAUAACUUGGCUUCUGAGAAACGAAAGGCCUCUGGACGGAGAAAAACCGAGGGAGGCCGCAAUCCUCGUCGCAGGGCUUCUGAUCUCCUGACAAAUGCGAAAACUGAGGUUAUUGUUAGCGAGGAUGCGCCUCCUUUAAAUAAACCCAUCGAGAUCACUCUGGAUGACCAGAGCCAAGAUACUGUACCCUCGGAGAUAUUUAUUGACAGUACGGAUGGCCACGACAACCAUUUGUAUUCUGAAUUUCAAUCAACAAGCACCAUAGAAGGGCAAGCUCAGCGAUCAAGGCCUUCGAGACGCUCGCGUGGGCCAGUAAACUAUGCUGAGCCUAGUCUAAGAGGCAAGAUGAGACGCCCUACUGAAGACCUGGUGGAUGCGGUAGCAGACCAUACAAUCAAGCGGCUUUCGAGGUCAUAUAACGACCAUAUUGACGCAAUUGAGACUGGAUUACCUGCUAAGUCGAGUAUCGCAAAAAAUGUGACCAAAAUGGAUGACCGAGAUGGCUGCGAGGAUAAGGAUCUUGAAGAAGUGAUCGAGGAGAGCAGCUACUCUAGCGAAAAUGAUACAGAUACGGAUGGGACAUGGUCUAAUCGGGGCCAAAGAGCUAGAUCUAUGAGAGCACCCACCCCAGACCCAACUACCAGGCCAGUGAGACAUUCUCGCAGGAAUUCGUCACACCCGAAUUACAGGCUGGAAACGAAUCCGAUGGCACAUAUACCAGCAUAG
Molecule: messenger RNA, 1782 nt
Organism: Nannizzia gypsea CBS 118893
Lineage: Eukaryota; Fungi; Ascomycota; Eurotiomycetes; Onygenales; Arthrodermataceae
Product: shugoshin C terminal domain-containing protein
Exons: 3
Coding region: 1-1782 (593 amino acids)
Biological process (GO): meiotic chromosome segregation
Cellular component (GO): nucleus; chromosome, centromeric region
Source: RefSeq, a predicted model, not a curated record